CUCCAUCCUGCAAAACUAAAAGAACCACUCAAUAUAUACACACUUCAAAAAAAUGCCAACAUCUCAAACUUCUCCACAAAUUCCUCCUCAGUAUUUACGAGAGGAUGAACUUAGUGAAGAAUGUAAGCAAUUGCUCUUAACCUUACCAAAGGAAAGAGGAUGGCUUGCAUCACAUAUCUACAAUUACCAAGGUUUUUGGAUUGCACCAAGACAACUACAAGGUGUGAUUGCAUGUCAACAACAAUUUCAAGCUCAAGAUAGUGAUAUAAUCCUUGUUACAACCCCUAAAUCAGGAACCACUUGGUUAAAAUCACUUUUAUUUGCACUUGUGAAUCGAAUGAAAUAUCCUAUUUUUGAACAAAAUCAUCCUUUACUUGUCAAGAACCCUCAUGAUCUUGUUCCAUUCUUGGAACUUAAACUCUAUAUUGAUGGACAAGUCCCUAAUUUUUUAUCCUUCAACACACCAAGACUCUUGUCAACUCAUUUGCCUUUUGCUUCCUUACCAAAAUCUGUCCAAGAUUCAAGAAACAAACUUGUUUACUUAUGUAGGAAUCCUAGGGACACUUUUAUUUCUUUAUUUCAUUUCACAAAUAGUUUGAGAAUAGAAAACAUGGGGACCAAUUCUAUUGAAGAAAUGCUUGAUCUUUUCUGUAAGGGAGUGAGCAUUUAUGGUCCGUUUUGGAAUCACAUGUUAGAUUAUUGGAAAGGAAGCAUAGAAAAGCCUAAGAAAGUACUUUUCUUAAUGUAUGAAGAAAUUAAAGAACAACCAAAAAUUCAGCUUAAACGUUUAGCCGAAUUCUUGGAAUGUCCAUUUUCUAUAGAGGAAGAAAAUUGUGGAGUAGUUGAUGAAAUAUUAAGAAUGUGUAGCUUUGAGAAUUUGAGCCAUUUGGAGGUGAAUAUAAAUGGGAAAUUGUCAUCUGGAGAGGAAAAUAAAGCGUUCUUUCGUAAAGGUGAAGUUGAAGAUUGGAAGAAUUACUUCAAUAUAGAGAUGAGUGAGAAACUCGAUCAUAUCAUUGAACAAAAAUUCCAAGGUUCUGGAUUAAGGUUUUAGUAAAUUUGAUUCAGCAUUAUAUUUUGCCAAGUAUUGCAUACAAUAAUUUCUUGUCCUGUCACUUUGUUUAAAACUGAGAAGUUUUUUCACAUUAUUAUUGUAAAAUUGUGAUUGCUUGUUGUUUGAUAAAUAAAAGAAUGCAUAAGUUAUUUGGGUGUUUA
Messenger RNA from Lycium barbarum (goji berry), 1212 nucleotides. RefSeq names its product cytosolic sulfotransferase 12-like. NCBI's taxonomy places the organism in Eukaryota, Viridiplantae, Streptophyta, Magnoliopsida, Solanales, Solanaceae. Gene Ontology annotation, cellular component: cytoplasm. The transcript has a single exon. Gene Ontology annotation, biological process: sulfation. Gene Ontology annotation, molecular function: sulfotransferase activity. The record is from RefSeq and is a predicted model, not a curated record. The coding region runs from base 53 to 1051 and encodes 332 amino acids.